Didymodactylos carnosus is the source of this 678-nucleotide messenger RNA. NCBI's taxonomy places the organism in Eukaryota, Metazoa, Rotifera, Eurotatoria, Philodinida, Philodinidae. The record is from the annotation of a GenBank genome assembly.
AUGAUGGUGGAAGGUUUAAAACAGUUUAUAACUUCACAAGGUUCGUCAUGUUCAAUUGUGCCGAUGGAUUGGGAUAAACUUUGGGCCAUCAAUUACACAUAUAUUGAUCCAGUAGCACUAUAUUAUACAGCAUUAAAUAAAAAAGAUCUUGUUGAUGUUAAAAAUGCUAGUAUUGGAAAUAAAAAUGUUUAUUACAGUCAAAAUAUUUUAAUUGAGCAUGAUGAUGCAAUAUUAUUAAAUGAAAAUGAAAUUAUUACAUUAAUUAAUUGGGAAAUUUUAAAAUUAAAAGACAUUAGUACAACUGAAUCCAUUGAAACUGAAACACAACCAGACAAUAAAGAUUAUAAGAAAACAGUAAAACUGACGUGGUUAGCCAAAACAAGUCAAGCAAACUUUACUCCAACAAAAUGUGUUCGUUUUGAUAAUAUAAUGACCAAACCAUCAUUGGAAAAAGACAAUAAAACUUUCAAAUUUGUCAACUGCUCAUCAAAAAGUAAAAUUUGUCGGAAAGAAUUUCAAGAAUUCAAUAUACCAAUUCCUGAACAUAGUGGCGAAGCUAUUGCUUUGAAAACUGAAGUUAAUGAACAGGGUACAACUGUAAGAACAUUGAAGAGUGACAACGUUAGUAAAGACAAAAUUGAUCAAGCUGUUAAAGUAUUACUGAAUUUAAAAGCAUAA